Cajanus cajan (pigeon pea) is the source of this 1573-nucleotide messenger RNA. RefSeq names its product Leucine-rich repeat (LRR) family protein. The record is from RefSeq and is a predicted model, not a curated record. Gene Ontology annotation, molecular function: protein binding. Lineage: Eukaryota; Viridiplantae; Streptophyta; Magnoliopsida; Fabales; Fabaceae.
UGCAUAAAAAUUUCAGUGCCGACGAGGAAGAGUGUGUUGGAUGUUCAUUUUCCAACUUGAUACCGCGUUCGCUCACUCUCAACUUCAAUUAAUCAAUCACCAAAACGAAAUCAAACCCCCACACUUUCUCUCUCUCUCCUUCAAAUCCCAAAUUUCCAAAAUCUGAAUCAAACACAGUAAAGACACAGAAACAUCUCACUCAACAACAACACUUCAGAUCUACGUUUCCACUCUCGGAACAGAAAAAAGAAAGAAAACCCCUUCUAUAGCGACACCGACGAUUUCUCAUAGCGCCCUCAAAAUGGCGCGGACACCCUUCACUUCGUUCCCCUUCCUCCUCAUUACUCUUCUGUCAAUUCUCCACCUUGCGCACUGCAAGACCCUCAAGCGUGAUGUUAAGGCUUUGAACGAGAUCAAGGCUUCUCUUGGUUGGAGAGUGGUGUAUGCGUGGGUCGGUGAUGAUCCUUGUGGAGAUGGGGAUCUUCCUCCGUGGUCGGGUGUCACUUGUUCCACUGUCGGUGAUUAUCGUGUCGUCACCGAGCUUGAGGUGUAUGCGGUGUCGAUUGUUGGACCUUUUCCUACUGCUGUUACCAGCUUGUUGGAUCUUACACGGCUUGAUCUCCAUAAUAACAAGUUGACAGGGCCUAUUCCUCCUCAAAUUGGACGGUUGAAGCGUCUUAAAAUACUAAAUUUGAGGUGGAACAAACUACAGGAUGCAAUUCCUCCAGAAAUUGGUGAGCUUAAAAGUUUAACACAUCUGUACCUAAGCUUCAACAAUUUCAAGGGAGAAAUUCCCAAGGAGCUAGCAAAUCUCCCGGACCUUCGCUACCUUUAUCUCCAUGAAAACCGAUUAACCGGAAGAAUACCACCAGAAUUGGGCACCCUGCAAAACUUGCGGCACAUGGAUGUUGGUAACAAUCAUUUGGUGGGUACCAUAAGGGAACUCAUUCGAAUUGAAGGUUGCUUUCCGGCACUACGCAAUCUAUAUCUAAACAAUAAUUAUUUUACUGGAGGAAUACCUGCACAGCUUGCUAACUUAACCAGUCUUGAAAUCUUGUACCUGUCCUACAACAAAAUGUCAGGAGUUAUACCAUCUAGCAUUGCUCAUAUUCCUAAAUUGACUUACUUGUACUUGGAUCACAAUCAGUUUUCAGGGAGAAUUCCAGAACCCUUUUACAAGCAUCCAUUUUUGAAAGAAAUGUACAUCGAGGGAAAUGCAUUCCGGCCUGGUGUCAACCCCAUUGGUUUUCAUAAAGUGCUUGAAGUUUCUGAUUCAGACUUCAUUGUUUAAUGAAGUUCGAAAUAUUUAUAUUUUUUUCAGGAAGUGUACUUGUAUAAUUGCUGAAACAAUUGUUCCUCUAAUUAUCCCAAUGAAAUAGUCAAAUAGGUAAUUCAAUUUUGUCUAAUAUGUCAUGUCAUAAUAAACAGUGUUUAAGUUUAAUAUUUAAGAGCUUUUCACGUCUCCAAAAUGUUGUAUUAUAGAUAGUAUUGGAUCUUGAUAUCAACUUCAAAAAUUGAGGGAUGAUAUUUCAUAUAUUUUUUUCAAUGAAAAAGUAAUAUUACUGUGCGCAAA